AUGAGUUCCAGGAUACAGUCUCAAAAGCAAACCUCACCGUCUGUGUAUGGCUGUAACGAAAACCCGGUAUCGGCACAUCAACCCGCCCUGCCCAAUGGCGAUAACGACCGUUUAUUUAUCGCUUUUUUCCUGCGUGCCAGGGGUCAAAACGACGCGCGCAUGAUCGGUUUCUCUUUUGAGAAUAAAAAUACUACUGCCUCUGACGAACAUGACCAUCUUUGGUCACAGGUUCGGGACACGAAAUGGUAA
Paracoccidioides brasiliensis Pb18 is the source of this 249-nucleotide messenger RNA. RefSeq lists its product as uncharacterized. The coding region runs from base 1 to 249 and encodes 82 amino acids. The transcript has 2 exons. The record is from RefSeq and is a predicted model, not a curated record.